AUGAGAGGUGCUAACAAACAUUUAUUCAUUGCAUAUUAUACAUUGUUUGUAAAACCUGUCUUUGAAAUCUAUCAAAAAACAUCAAAAAUUCGAGAUAUUACACAAUAUACUAAAGAUGUAUCAAAUGCAUAUGGAGUAGAUCCAAAUCGAUGUUCUUCAAUGUUUGAUACAUUAAAUAGAUGGCUUUAUUCAUCAAGUGGAUUAACUAAAGGACCUGAUUCAAUUUUAUUUCGGUCAAGUGAACCAUUUUUAAAAAAUAUUGAUAAUAGACAACCAAGUGAUUAUCCAUAUUAUCAAACAACAAAUACAACAGGAUAUCAACAAAAAGAACCAUUCAAUGGAAUUAGUGAACUUCCACGGGAUGUUAAAACAGCUAUUGACCAAACUAAAAAACCAGCACCAAUGAAACCUAUUCCACGUUAUCCUGCACCUUAUCCUUUUGGUUAUGACAAAGACAAUCGAGAUCAAAGAUAUCCUAGAGGUUAUGAUGAUCCUUAUUAUGAUGAUCCUCGUUUCGACCCAAGAUAUUCAUCAUCUAGAUUCGACCCACGCUUUGACCCAAGGUAUGACCCUCGUUUUGAACGAUUUGAUAUGAGAUAUGAUCCAAGAUAUGAUCGGUAUGAUCCUAGAUAUGAUCCAAGGUAUGAUCGGUAUGAUCCUAGAUAUGACAAUACCACUGACCCUAGAAUUGAUAUGAGGAAUGAUCCUCGACUUGACCCUCGACUUAACUAUGACACUCGUUAUGAUCGUUUGGAACGUGGCAUUCAACAACUAGAACGACCAAAUGAACGUACACCCCUCGAACGGGGUGCUUCUAUUGACCGUCCACCUAUUGACACUAAACCAUCUCUGGACAAAGUCUCCGAACGCACUCCACAAGACCUUCAAAGUCGUCCUCAAGUAGACAGAACCCAACGUGUCGGGCUAACAGACAUUCGACCACCUCCUCUUAACGACCCUAGGGAUCUUCGUGACCCACGUCUUAUGGAUUCUAGGUUCGACCCUCGGUAUGACAAUCGCUAUCUUAGAGAUCCUCGUUAUUUAUCUGAUCCUAGGUAUGAGCGUGACCCUUUCUCUCGUGACCCAAGAUAUAUGGGAGACCCUCGUGCUCCAUUCGAGCGUAACCCAUUAGAACGUGAUCCUCGUAUGGAUCCAAGAGCACCAUUAGAUAGACCUCCUAUGGACAGACCUCCUUUAGAUCCAAGAGCUUCCAUAGACAGACCUCCUAUUGAUGCAAGAGCACCAAUUGACCGACCUCCUUUAGAAAGAACACCAUUAGACCGAGAUCCACGUAUUCCAAUUGAUCGACCACCUAUUGAACGAGACCCUCGUUUAAAUACAGACAUUCACGAUAGGUCAGAAAGAAUUGACCGAAGUGAUCGUUCUGGGGCUGAGAAAAAGAGAAACUUCUUACCAAUUAACAACAAUCCACCACCUAAAUAA
Messenger RNA from Entamoeba histolytica HM-1:IMSS, 1443 nucleotides. RefSeq lists its product as uncharacterized. NCBI's taxonomy places the organism in Eukaryota, Evosea, Mastigamoebida, Endamoebidae. The transcript has a single exon. The record is from RefSeq and is a predicted model, not a curated record. Bases 1 to 1443 code for a protein of 480 amino acids.